Molecule: messenger RNA, 521 nt
Organism: Tripterygium wilfordii
Lineage: Eukaryota; Viridiplantae; Streptophyta; Magnoliopsida; Celastrales; Celastraceae
Product: mitochondrial import inner membrane translocase subunit TIM8-like
Exons: 2
Coding region: 106-342 (78 amino acids)
Source: RefSeq, a predicted model, not a curated record
UUGACGGUGAUGGUGUUUUGUUUUUAAACCGGUGGGCGGCUUCGUUAGGGUUUUUCAAGUGUUCUCUGAGAUUUAGGGUUUUUCAAGGAAUUACGCGGUCAAGCUAUGGAUCCCAAUUCCCUUAACUCAGCUGAGAUGCAACGAUUCCUCAAUCAAGAAAAAGAAAGAGCCAUGGUCAAUGAGAUGGUGGCAAAGCUUACAAGCGUAUGCUGGGACAAGUGCAUCACUAGUACACCAGGGAGCAAGUUCAGCUCCAGCGAAUCAUCAUGUUUAUCGCACUGUGCUCAGCGAUACAUGGAUAUGAGUCUCAUGAUCAUGAAAAGAUUUCAGUCCAUGCAGUGAUGUGGAGCUGCUUUUUUCCAGUGCGCCAAUUAUCAAAUUAAUGCUACAUUUUUUGUAACUUCAUUCUGUUUCAACAUUCAUAUUGAGACGUCCUUUGUAUUUGAAGUGAUCUGGAAGGGAAAUCUUUAAAAUUCUUGAAAUUUAAUAUUUUUAUGAUACCUAAUAAUGUGAUGUUAGUA